CAUGCGUGUUAGAGUCCGCCUGGCUACAGCGAGGCAUCAUGGCGGCGUCCACUCGCUGCAUGAAGCGUGCCUUGGGGGGAGCGAUUUCGCCGUCUUUGGUGGUCAUUUUAGGAGCCACUGGUACCGGGAAAUCAAAGUUAGCCAUUGAGAUUGGAAAACGACUUCGGGGAGAGAUCAUUAGCGCCGAUUCCAUGCAGGUGUACCACGGUCUCGACAUCAUCACAAACAAAGUGACGGCCGAGGAGCGCGCCCAGUGCCUCCAUCACAUGAUCGGCUUUGUGGACCCGUUGGUUAGCAACUACACGGUGGUGGACUUCAGGAACAAAGCUGUUUCUCUAAUCGAUGACAUGCAUCAUCAGAAUAAACUGCCCAUCGUUGUUGGAGGAACAAAUUAUUACAUUGAGUCCCUGCUGUGGCGAGUCCUACUCGACGCUGGGCGGGACGAUUCAGAGGGGGAUGGAGACACAGACAGGAAGUUGGAACUGGAGAAACUGGAAGGAGCCGAACUGCACAAGCGACUGAUGGAAGUGGACCCCAAAAUGGCCGCCCUGUUGCACCCCAACGACAAGCGCAAAAUUGCCAGAAGCCUGCAGAUCCACCAAGAAACAGGCGUUCCUCACAGCUCAUGGCUGGAGGAGCAGAGAGGCCAGCAGGGCGGCGCCGCUCUGGGGGGUCCGCUAAGGUACCCGGACCCUUGCAUCUUUUGGCUCCACGCCGACAUGAACGCUCUGGACAAGCGCCUGGACGCUCGUGUCGAUGAGAUGUUGUCAGUGGGCUUGAUAGAGGAGCUCAGGGACUUCCAUGUCCGCUUCAAUCAGCAGAAAGUGCGGAAUGACAGUCAAAACUACCAACACGGGAUCUUCCAGUCGAUCGGUUUCAAAGAAUUCCACGACUACCUGACGGCUCCUGAAAACGGCACCCGGCAGGAAAAAGACACACUCCGAAAAAAAGGUGUUGAAGCUUUGAAGAUUGCGACGCGACGCUACGCUCGCAAGCAAAAUAAAUGGGUCCGUAACCGCUUCCUCAAACGACCCGGAGACAGCGUGCCAGCAGUGUACGGCUUGGAUGUGACGGAUGUGGCGAGAUGGGAGGAGACAGUGCUGAACCCUGCACUGCAGAUACUGGACAGUCUCUGCAAGGGUGAGGAGCCCGCUAUUUCACCAAUCAGACUACAAGGGGAGGAGCAAAGGAACAAACGCAGCCGACACUCCUGCGACCUUUGCGACAAAGUGAUCAUCGGCGACCUGGAGUGGGCCGCUCACCUCAAGUCCAAGAAGCACCACUUCCACGUCAGGAAGAAGCUCAAGUCCGAUGCCGAGACAAAGCGGUCGGAAUCCUCCUCACAGGACACCAACUCGGAACACUGACAUUUUUGAAAAGGUCCGUAUAGACUGUCAACCCGCAAGUCCAUUAAGUUUCGUACCGCAUGGUUGCGCUUGGAAUGGUUUUUCCGAUGGAAACGCACAGCACGACAUUUUCCCGCUGCUGCUCAUGUCAACAUUUCCACGAGAUGCCACGUUUAGUCGGAUCAUUUAUACUUCACACUUCAUUACGGAGACUUGAGUUUUGAUUCCGUCCGAGCUUGGAUUGUUUUUUUUUCUUCUUGAAUUUUGUGGAAAAGUACACUAGAGACAUUAUAUGGACAAAAAGUUAUUUGGACGUUUGACAUUACAGCUCCAACAACUGUGGAGGAAUGGAAGAAAAAAUGACUCUGCCUUUCUUUUCUUUUUUUUGGAGCCACGACAAUUAGAGCAUUCUUUUACUGAAAAUUCUAUUUUUGUACGGCGCACACCAAAGGAGAUUUGACACACAUACUUUGACCCUUGGAUGAAGGACCUACUUGGACUGAGAACAGGAAGAAAAUAUUUGCAUUACAUCUUGACUUUGGAGCACACUUUAUCUUCUACUUACAAUGGGAGGCAUCGCUAUUUUCGGAGACAAUGCAACAACAGAGCAUACGUUACUUGGACAAAAGUUUUGGGACAGCUGGCCAGAGGAAUUGAAAAAGGAAGAGAAAAAUCAAGCUCCUCCAUCAUGUACCUGAAGAAAUAAUGUGCCUUACUUUUAUUUUGCUUCAAUUGUCUGUAAAAUCUCACUACGCAAAUAUUGUUCACUUUGGAUGCAGCCCAUCUUGGAAUAUUUAAUAAACAUUAAAAACUUUAAUUCA
Syngnathus acus (greater pipefish) is the source of this 2167-nucleotide messenger RNA. It is a transcript of the gene trit1, whose product is annotated as tRNA isopentenyltransferase 1. NCBI's taxonomy places the organism in Eukaryota, Metazoa, Chordata, Actinopteri, Syngnathiformes, Syngnathidae. Gene Ontology annotation, biological process: tRNA modification. Gene Ontology annotation, cellular component: mitochondrion. The record is from RefSeq and is a predicted model, not a curated record. The transcript is spliced from 11 exons. The coding region runs from base 39 to 1367 and encodes 442 amino acids. Gene Ontology annotation, molecular function: zinc ion binding; tRNA dimethylallyltransferase activity; nucleic acid binding.